Neohortaea acidophila is the source of this 2348-nucleotide messenger RNA. RefSeq lists its product as uncharacterized. The transcript has 2 exons. The record is from RefSeq and is a predicted model, not a curated record. The coding region runs from base 72 to 2009 and encodes 645 amino acids. Lineage: Eukaryota; Fungi; Ascomycota; Dothideomycetes; Mycosphaerellales; Teratosphaeriaceae.
CUUCCCAAGGCGCGACUAUCUGCAGGUUUCAUUGAGUUGUCCAAACCUCGACUCUCCCUUCGCCUCCCACCAUGGCUGCCGACGUGACCAUGAGCGGCCUGGACGAGCUCCAGCUGCCACCACGCAAGCGGCCUAAGGUUUCCGAGCUACCGCUUUCCUCCGCACAGCGCGCCUCCAUCGAUGGCUUGCUGCACACCUUCAAGAAGAAGGGCGAGUUCGACGCGAUUCGUAAAAAGGCCUUCCAGCAAUACAACGAGAGCGCACGACGCGGCAUGUUCGAGGCGUCCUUACGUGCCUUUUCCACCGAGGAGAUCGAGCAGGAGCCCAUCAAAUAUCUCAAACCAGAUCCGAGAAUCGCUGCUCCAUUGCUGGAAGGCGCGGCCGCACGCGCAAACAGCUACGCGAAAACGGAAGCCGACAUUGAUUCUUACAUCGACCAGUACAUCGCCACUGCGGAGAAGGCCCUACGUGAGAUCCGGGUGAAGGAGAUCGGCGAAGAUGCUGCAGAAGACGAAGUCAAGCGUGGCAGCAGAUCUGAUGCCGAGUACGCCGUCGAAGCGGACAAGCGUCGGGCGGAGCGCGCAAAGAAGUUUGCAGCAGAUGAAAAGGUGCGUAAGAAACAGCAAGCGCAGGAGCGGAAGAAGAAGGAACUCGAGGCUUUGAAGAAGAAGGAGAGAAUCAGGAAGUUCAACGAAGACCGCGAACGGGUGAAGAAGGAAGCUGAGGAACGAGAGCAAGCCGCGCAAGCGGCACAGGCGAAGAGAGAGAAGGAACGAAGCGAGCGCGAGCAGAAGCGAUUGGAAGAAGAAGCGCUGGAUCUGUUGUUGAAAGAAGGCAAGGAAAUGGCAGAGAAGGCGCGAGGGCGCGAGUUGGAGAGGAGCGAGAGCAUGGAGCCGCCUGCCCGACUAGCCGAGCGGCCCAGUGGCCCCUCGAGGCAGUUUUUCCACUCUUCUGCUCCGAGAAACUACGCCACGAAGGAGGAGAUGCGAUCGCAAGGCCUCAUGCCCACAUCUCUAACGCUCAGAAAAGGCGACAAGCCCAUGCCUCCGAGUGUCACUCCUGUCGCCGCUACGCCCACGCCAAACCCAAAACCAUCAAGAGCAACAUCCCCAACGCCGGACCGAAGACCAGAGGACGACGGUCGUACGUCUUCAAGAAGGGACAACGACAGGGAUGCGCCGCAUCGAGGAUCGUUGUAUAGAGACAUCAGCGCCGAGCGAGAAGCCUGGAAAGCUCGACAGCGUGACACAAAGGAUCGCGACCGCGAACGAGACCCUCGCACUGAGCCGAAGGGAGAAGAAGGAGAAGUCCUCGAGCGCGCCUCAACUCGCGCCAGAAGCCGAUCGCGCGAUGCUCGUCGCGACAGGGACAGCAGAAGAAGACGUGAUGACGGCUCACGCUCUCGAACUCCUGUCAGGAGGCACCGGGAUAGAAGUCGGUCGCGGUCACAGCGUCGGAGGCCUCGAACCCGGAGCCCGGUAAGGCGUGAAAGAAGCCGCAGUCCGCCUGGAAUCGAUCGCUACGUCCCUGGUGGUGGAGGCGGCGGUGGCGGCAGCUCCACUCGCCGAGCACGGGAUGAUGAUAGGGAGCGCAGGAGCGGCAGAGACGAUGACAGGCGUGAAGACAGCAAGCGCUCUGGUAAAUCCGACAUCGCUGAUCGAGAGCGGGACAGGGACCGAGACCGGGAUGUUGACCGAAGGAGAAGCGACCGCCCCCAGCCCGUAGAGAUUGACAGAUAUGUGCCCGGAGGUGGUCGCGGUGAUGAUCAGGACAAGUCCUCGCGGCGCAGAGAGCGGACUCGUAGUAGAGACCGCGACCGGGAGCGCGACAGGGACCGAGACCGGAUCCGAGAUCGAGAUGGUGAGCGCGACAGGAAUCGAAGGAGCAGUAGGAGUCGAGACAGGCAACGUGAGCCCGAGAGAGGUUCAACUCGAGAUGUUGAGCUGGAUCGGGAGAAGGGGCCUGGCAAGAGGAGAGAGGCGAAUGCGGAAAGCAAGAGUGAGAACUAGUCGCACUACCACCCCAUGCCGGGUCAGAAAGGGCCAAUGGAGUCAUGAACGAUCCGGUCAAGUUCUAUAUUCAUCUAUCUUGACCCGCUGGGUAUUACGCACGAUGCUCGAAUGAUAUUGCCGUCUCAAUUCCAGAAACUCCUCGCUAACACAAAGCAAAAUUCUCUAAUCCCUCAGCUUGCCCAGCAAUUUCUGACCACCGAGAAGCAGUUUGCUCUUCCGUUUAUUCUCCUCUGCGUCCUCGACGCCAUUCGAGUCCGUCUGCCGCUGCCGCAACCGCUCGCCAAGGCCGGAUAUGUGUCGGGUGAUGGAUGCCGUUCGAGGUCGACUGGUCUGUUU